This is a messenger RNA of Mus caroli (Ryukyu mouse), 2476 nucleotides long. RefSeq names its product EGF like domain multiple 6 (gene Egfl6). The record is from RefSeq and is a predicted model, not a curated record. Gene Ontology annotation, molecular function: calcium ion binding. NCBI's taxonomy places the organism in Eukaryota, Metazoa, Chordata, Mammalia, Rodentia, Muridae. Gene Ontology annotation, cellular component: membrane.
GGUGAGAGAAGAGCGUGGAGGCCUCGUGGGUCGUCCUGGAGGCGGGUCCCAGCCAGAUGUGCUCAGCUGCCACGCCCUCGCUGGUGCACCGGAGCGCUUCACCCAGCAGAGGAUCUCGCCAGGGCGCCCCCAGCCACUCACAGCUCCAAACGUUCCCCAGCUCUCCAGCUCUGCGCGGGCUGCCACAGAGCCUGCCAGCUGCGCGCAAAACCAAGGUCCUGACCAGCAAAGCAGAGAAUAGGCGGUGGCCCCUCUGUUUCCUAGGUCCUGAGGGGCUCAGGACAAGAAAGGAGCCCACCCCCUGCCAGUAUGCAACCGCCCUGGGGCCUGGCGCUUCCUCUGCUGCUCCCCUGGGUGACAGGUGGAGUAGGGACCAGUCCAUGGGAUACUGGGUUGCCAGCACUGGCACACCAGCCUGGGGUCUGUCAGUACGGAACUAAGAUGGCCUGCUGCUAUGGCUGGAAAAGGAACAACAGGGGAGUAUGCGAAGCUAUGUGUGAGCCCGGGUGCAAGUUCGGUGAGUGUGUGGGACCGAAUAAAUGUAGAUGCUUUCCAGGAUACACCGGGAAGACCUGCAGUCAAGAUGUGAAUGAGUGUGGAGUCAAACCCCGGCCAUGCCAGCACAGAUGUGUGAAUACACAUGGUAGCUACAAAUGCUUUUGCCUCAGCGGCCACAUGCUUCUACCAGAUGCUACAUGUUCAAACUCCAGGACGUGUGCCAGAAUAAACUGCCAGUACGGCUGUGAAGACACAGAGGAGGGACCACGGUGUGUGUGUCCAUCCUCUGGCCUCCGCCUGGGCCCAAAUGGAAGAGUAUGCCUAGAUAUCGAUGAAUGUGCGUCUAGCAAAGCAGUCUGCCCUUCCAAUCGAAGAUGCGUGAAUACAUUUGGAAGCUACUACUGCAAAUGUCACAUUGGUUUUGAACUGAAAUAUAUCGGUCGCCGAUAUGAUUGUGUAGAUAUAAAUGAGUGUGCUCUGAAUACCCAUACGUGCAGCCCCCAUGCCAAUUGCCUCAAUACCCGAGGAUCCUUCAAGUGCAAAUGCAAGCAGGGAUAUAAGGGCAAUGGUCUGCAGUGUUCUGUGAUCCCUGAACAUUCUGUGAAGGAAAUACUCACAGCACGUGGGGCCAUCAAAGACCGAAUCAAGAAGUUACUGGCUCACAAGCGCACUAUGAAGAAAAAGGUGAAACUAAAAAUGGUCACCCCAAGACCCGCCAGUACACAUGCCCCUAAGGUCAACUUGCCUUACAGCUCUGAGGAGGGUGUUUCCAGGGGCAGAAACUAUGAUGGAGAACAAAAAAAGAAGGAAGAGGGAAAGAGAGAGAGACUUAAAGAAGAGAAAGGAGAGAAAACCCUGAGGAACGAGGUGGAACAGGAGCGAACUCUCCGAGGGGAUGUAUUCUCCCCUAAGGUAAAUGAAGCAGAGGAUUUGGAUCUGGUCUACGUCCAAAGAAAAGAGCUAAAUUCCAAAGUGAAGCACAAAGACUUAAACAUCUCAGUUGACUGCAGCUUUGAUCUUGGGGUCUGUGAUUGGAAACAGGAUAGAGAAGACGAUUUUGACUGGCAUCCUGCUGAUCGAGACAAUGAUGUUGGUUACUAUAUGGCAGUCCCUGCACUGGCAGGGCACAAGAAGAAUAUUGGCCGAUUGAAACUUCUCCUUCCCAACUUGACACCCCAAAGCGACUUCUGUUUGCUCUUUGAUUACCGGCUGGCUGGGGACAAAGUAGGAAAACUUCGAGUGUUCGUGAAAAAUAGCAAGAAUGCCCUGGCAUGGGAAGAGACUAAAAAUGAGGAUGGAAGGUGGAGGACAGGAAAAAUCCAGUUGUACCAAGGGGUCGAUACUACCAAAAGUGUCAUUUUUGAAGCAGAGCGUGGCAAAGGCAAAACUGGAGAGAUUGCAGUGGAUGGAGUCUUGCUGGUGUCAGGCUUGUGUCCAGAUGACUUUUUAUCUGUAGACGGUUGACUGUCACUGUCCUCCUUUGUAGCUUCAUAUGUGGCUUUUAAAAUGUCAUUUCUCUAGGAUAUCUUUUUAUAUCACAGCCUAGGACUCUUCCAUCUUAUAAUUACAAGCUGACAGUGUACAAUGUUCCAACAGAAAUAUUAUCAUAAGAUGCCUUUUUUGUAUCAAAUGUACUAAGACUUGCCUAUAUAUAGUGCCACUGUGCCUUCUCAUUUGUUUCUGAAUUUUCCACAUUUUAUCACAAAAUGUAGAAAUGCUAGCUCAUCUCCCCCUGCCCUGUACAUCUGCUCUUCCUACAUAAGUUGAUGAACUUUCCUAUGUAACAACAUAGAAUAACAACAACAGAAAAUGAUAAGUACAGCUAAAUGGUUAAUUGUUGGGGCUGGGAAAAUGGCCCAGUGGUUAAAAGUGUUCAUUUCUCUCUCGAGGACCCAGGAUCAAUUUCCAGCAUCCACAUGGCAGCUUACAACCAUCUGGAACUCCAGUUCCAGAGAAUCCAAUGCCCUUCUGGCCUUUG